Lates calcarifer (barramundi perch) is the source of this 2580-nucleotide messenger RNA. Its product is annotated as microtubule-associated protein RP/EB family member 3. The coding region runs from base 200 to 1027 and encodes 275 amino acids. Gene Ontology annotation, cellular component: spindle midzone; cytoplasmic microtubule; microtubule organizing center. The transcript is spliced from 9 exons. NCBI's taxonomy places the organism in Eukaryota, Metazoa, Chordata, Actinopteri, Centropomidae. The record is from RefSeq and is a predicted model, not a curated record. Gene Ontology annotation, molecular function: microtubule plus-end binding. Gene Ontology annotation, biological process: regulation of microtubule polymerization or depolymerization; protein localization to microtubule plus-end; spindle assembly.
GCGCACUGCCGGUGGCUUAGGUGUGAGCAGUCUCGCGGCAACUCGCUGAGGCAACAGUCGGGGCAAUAGCAACGGAAAGCUGCUCAUCACCAGAGACAACGGGACGGCUGAGAGAGCCACUCCAGUCUUUCUCUAAGGUGGUCCAGCACAACCCGGUUCAAACAGUUCACACCAAACACACACCCAGCUCAGCAGGAGGAUGGCGGUGAAUGUCUACUCCACCUCUAUGACCAUAGAGAACCUGAGUCGUCAUGACAUGUUGGCAUGGGUCAACGACUCUCUACAGCUCACCUACACAAAGAUCGAGCAGCUCUGUUCAGGUAGUGCUUACUGCCAGUUCAUGGACAUGUUGUUUCCAGGCUGCAUAUUGUUGAAGAAAGUUAAGUUCAACGCCAAACUGGAACAUGAAUACAUCCACAAUUUCAAGGUCUUACAGGCUGCGUUCAAGAGAAUGAAUGUGGACAAGAUCAUCCCGGUGGAGAGGUUGGUGAAGGGCAAGUUCCAGGACAACUUUGAGUUCCUCCAGUGGUUCAAGAAGUUUUUUGAUGCCAACUACGACGGGAAAGAAUACGACCCUCUACUGUCACGGCAGGGCCAGGAGGGAACGCCGCCUCCGCCAAACCCAGGUGAACCCACUCAUCACAAACCUAAAAGACCCUCUCGCUCAGGCCCCAUGAGAACGUCUCCCACGGCACCGAAGAGCGUCCCCACCCCGCAGAGGCAGAUCAACGUAGCAGCAGCCCGCAGGUCUGCUCCUGUGACCCGUAAUGGAGGCGAUGCCGAGCUCAUAGAGCUGAACCAGCAGCUGCUGGAUCUGAAGCUGACUGUAGACGGACUGGAGAAGGAGCGGGACUUCUACUUUGGGAAGCUGAGAGACAUCGAGCUGAUCUGCCAGGAACACGAAAAUGAAAACAACCCGAUCCUCAGCAAAAUCAUGGACGUACUGUACGCUACAGAGGAGGGGUUUGCGCCACCAGAGGAUGACGAAAUCGAUGAAGGAGCACGGGGAGACCAGGACGAGUUCUGAGCUCCUCCUCCUCUUCUCUCCAUCACCAUCAGUUUGUACCCCUCCCUCCUCUCACCCUGUAACCUACCUGAUCAUUAUCCUCAUCUACCCCCUCUCUCUUUUUUCCCCCUCUUAUUUUACUUUUUACAAUCUCCCCUUACUUCUCCCAUGUUGUCUGUGGCUGUCCAUAUCCAUGACGACUUUGUUGUACAGCCUAGCUUCCCAGACUCUUACUAGCAAAGGACACUUAACCCAGACCUGCCUGGACUAGGGCCCAGCAGCCUGGCUUGGCUUUCUCGACAUACUCUAACUUGUUUCCAGUGGGGGCAGCUGCACUACAGGGCUAGUUUAGCCUCGCUAGUCUUGUCAAAGGUUUAAGGUUAAUAGCAAUGAGAUUACAGGGAUCCAGCACUGACAGCCUGGAGCCAACAGUGCUAUCAAUCUGUGUCUAAAGGGGGCAGGUCACUUUCUCUCACCAUGCACUCCUGAUUGGUGACGACACAUAGACACACACACAUUCAUCAGGGUUCUCUGGAGAGUUUAUAUGAAACCACACAAUGUUUUCCACACAAUGUGACCAGUUUUUGGAUAUUUUUUGGCUGGAAAUUUCACACAGAGAGAUUAUAAAUGAUGAUAAGCCCCUUCGGAGAGAGAGGCCUGCACUUGCAUAUGUGAUGACACAUGUGAACGUAUAUUUAGCCCGCAGACAUAUCACAGACUUUGAACUGCUCACAUGCAUAAAAGAAAAAACAAAAAAGAAGUCAUCAUCCCAAGGCAAAGAAAAACAUCACAGGAAAUGUUCUUACUCAUCGAGUUGUCCCACCAGAGAGGGUUUGCUCAUGAAACUGUUCUGACAGCUUGUUUAUGAGACAGCAUGAUGUAUUUAUGUUUUUAUUUAUUUAUCUUUUUUUAAUCUGCUCUAUACAGUUUCUGAAAAAAAUGUGGUUUUGGAUUUUGGGGGGGAAAUUGAAGGUCUUGCACUAAAUGUAGCUAAACAAACUGACUGAAAUGAUCCAAAAUGCCAACAUGCAGUGACUUGGAUGCUGCCGGGAAGAUACAGGAAGAUGCAAUUUUAUAUUUUGUAGAUUUGUUUUAAAGAGGUUUUUUUUUAUUUGCAUUGAAUUCCUCAAUGACUGAGUUAGAGGCGUCAGUGUAGAAGUUAUUUAUCAGACAAAUGUCAGGCUUUGAAUUCUAUGAAUGAACAAAUGUUAAAAAACAAACAAACAAAAAAACAAGUAAGACUACAGACAGACACUACUAAAUACUAAUGUUUGACUGUGUUAAUUGAGUUAAACAUUUUAGCUGCUAUCAUUACUCUUCUGUUGCCGUAUUUAAUUGAGUUUUGUUGCAUAGCAGUAAAACACCACAGUUACUGCCAAGGAGCUACGGGUGUGUUAUAUUGUGACUGACAGUUCGGGCUGAGUGUGAUCGACAUUAGUUUGACCAGUCUGAGAGAACAAAACAUCAAACCCUCUCUCACCGUUUGCUUCCAUGGCAGCCAUGUGAUAAACCUGCAUCAUUUGGACUUACUGCUGGAAUGAAAUAAAGCUCUGAGGUUCAAGAAAAGUAACAAA